This is a messenger RNA of Pelodiscus sinensis (Chinese soft-shelled turtle), 939 nucleotides long. NCBI's taxonomy places the organism in Eukaryota, Metazoa, Chordata, Testudines, Trionychidae. The record is from RefSeq and is a predicted model, not a curated record.
AUGGCAGAGGGAAAUCGUCCCACCGUGACUGACUUCAUCCUCUUGGGUUUCACACAAGAGCCACAGACACAAGACAUCCUCUUUGUGGUGUUUCUGUUGAUUUAUCUGACCAAUGUGGUGGGGAACCUAGGCAUGAUCUUCAUGAUUACUGUGGACUCACAACUUCAUACUCCCAUGUACUUUUUCCUCUGCAACCUGUCGUUCUGUGACUUCGGCUAUUCUUCUGCCAUUGCCCCUAAGAUGCUGGUGGGCUUCUUACACGGCAGGCAAGCCAUCUCUUUUGCCGGCUGCACCAUGCAGUUCCUUUUCUUCGGUGUCUUUAUGAACACUGGGUUCUACACGCUGGCUGCCAUGGCUUAUGACCGUUAUGUAGCAAUCUGUAACCCAUUGCUUUAUUCCACCACCAUGUGUAGGAGAGUUUGUGUCCAGCUGGUUGUGGCAUCCUAUUUGGCCAGUGCUGUCAAUAUCUUGAUAAACACAGGUGCUACGUUCAGCAUCAACUUCUGCAGUUCCAAUGUCAUCAACCAUUUCUUCUGCGAUGUCCCCCCUCUCUUAGCGAUCUCCUGCUCCGACACCCACGUGAAUGAGCUCCUACUCUACUUCUUUGCAGGCCUUGCAGAAAUGAGCUCUCUCUCCAUCAUCCUGGUCUCGUAUGUCUUUAUCCUUGUCGCCAUCCUGAGGAUGCGCUCGGCUGAGGGCAGGCACAAGGCCUUCCUCACGUGCGCCUCCCACUUCACAGGCGUUUCUUUGCUUUUCGGGACCAUCAUCUUCAUGUACCUGAGGCCGACUUCGGUCUACUCCCUGGACCAGGACAAAUGGGCCUCUGUGUUUUACACGGUGGUGAUCCCCAUGCUGAACCCUCUGAUCUACAGCCUGAGGAAGAAGGACGUGAAAGAAGCUUUUCGAAAAAUAAUGUACAGGAAAAUGUUUUUUAUGUGA